GAUGUUUGUCCAGUGCACACAGGACAGAAACCCAUUGCACUUGUGCAGGUAGCAAGCGAUGGUGAGGGGGUGACAGCUUCUGGGUAGCGCUGCUCCGCAUGGGAUGUGAGCUGCUGCCGUAAAGAUACUGGCACGUACUGUACCUCCAUGCGUAAUCCGAGCCUGGUGGCCACAGUGGCUUGUGAGGGAGCUCACAGGACUUCGUGUUUGAGGAUUAAAGAGCUGUGUGGUUCCUGGUUCUCAGACAGAAAGGUGCUCUGCAGCUUGUUUGAUGUGGCCUCCAGACGGGCCCACAACUUCCUCCUGCUGAGCCUGCGUCCAUGGAGACAGCCAGUCACACCAGACUGCGCUGGGAAGGGACGGCAGAGCACGAGAGCGGCUGGUCGGAAGGGUUUGGGCUCAGUGGGAGGCUCUCCUCUGCACCCCGUGGUGGUCUGUUCGCCUCUGUGGUCAGCCAGCCUUGCUUGACCCACAGGGGAUGGGCUCCCAUGGCUUAGCUCUGGCACCUCCAGCCAAGAAUGUGGUGGUGUAUCGCAACGGUGACCCCUUCUUCCCCGGGAGGAAAAUUGUCGUGAACCAUCGGCGGUUCCUGACCUUUGAGGCGUUUCUGAAUGAGGUGACCAAAAGCGUUCGUGCGCCCUUGGCUGUGAGGAACCUCUACACACCCAGGCACGGCCACCGCAUCGCUGAGCUGCGGGACCUGCAGGACGGGUGCCAGUAUGUGGCUGCGGGCUUUGAAAAGUUCAAAAGGCUUGACUAUUUAAGUCAUGGAAGGAAGGAGCUCUGUGGGACAAGGAACAGUGACGGUCUGCAGUUCCACACGGUGGCUCCCUGGAAGUCGAAUGUCCCCGCACGAUGGCAGAAGCACACCCACCUGCCCUGCAUGAUACAUGUUUUCCGGAAUGGGGAUCUGCUGAGCCCUCCUUUCCCGCUGCUGCUCUCCAAGAGCACCCCACUGCAGUGGGACACGCUCCUGGCCACACUGACAGAGAAAGCCAACCUGCGUAGUGGAGCUGUUAACAAGCUCUGCAGGCUGGACGGAACCCAGGUGUCUGGUGGGGAGGAGCUGGUGAGUGGCGAUUACUACGUGGCAGUGGGAAAUGAAGAGUACAAAAAACUGCCUUACUUGGAGCUGCUGGUGCCCCGGGAUUCUGUGUGCGGGAAGCUGUGGUACGGACUUCAGAGAAAUCACAAAAGACUGUGGCAGAGGAAAGGGAUGCCAGCAGCUCUGAGGAUGGAAAGCACCAUACGAUGUUGCCCUUGGCAGCAAAGAGCUCUGAAGAGUUCGCAGAGGGGGUGUGAUGGGAGAAGUGGGACAGUCAGGUACACAGCUAUCCGCACAGCUGUGGGUAACAAAAGCAUGUGAAUGGUGGAUUUCUGUAAUGCCACAGACCCGCCAAGCUCUUUGAUGAAUUAACAAACUCUUCUAAAGUCGAGCAUCCCCAUCACCUAGGCUUGAGAAGCAGAGUACCAGUGAGCAAUGAAUCAGAUGCGCGAUGUUGUUAAUAAUGAAGAUCUUCCCUCUUUCCUCAUCGCUGUGGUGUGAUGAUGUGGCAGAAGAUAUGGCUGCUUUUCUGAACUCUAAUUCGGCUGGUCAGUAUCUGAACUUGGGACGGAAGAAUUACUGAACAGAAUACAUGCCUUUAUAACAAAAUGCCUGUCAAGAAGUUUGUUCUAUGUCAGAUACUUCUUAUAAAGAGAUUUCAUCGCAUCGUUGUCAGUCUGACUUGGAACGCUUGGAUAACGUUUGCAGCCAUCAAACCUGUUCCCAAAAAUAUAUACAUCUUGUUUCUGUCAUCUUGUUCUAGGAGCAUCUCCCUGAUUUAGGAAAAGUCAUGGUAAUCAACAGAUCUUGUAUUAACCCUCUCUCUCUGUGCCAGGCUUUCUGUAGUUCCCUCCCUAGACUUCCUGAUGAA
Molecule: messenger RNA, 1916 nt
Organism: Phalacrocorax carbo (great cormorant)
Lineage: Eukaryota; Metazoa; Chordata; Aves; Suliformes; Phalacrocoracidae
Source: RefSeq, a predicted model, not a curated record